Parasteatoda tepidariorum (common house spider) is the source of this 6370-nucleotide messenger RNA. The record is from RefSeq and is a predicted model, not a curated record. NCBI's taxonomy places the organism in Eukaryota, Metazoa, Arthropoda, Arachnida, Araneae, Theridiidae.
AUCAUAAAUUCCGGUAAACCAUUGUCAUAUGAGCGGAAAAAUUAUUACUUUUUUGGUUUAAUUAACGUAUAUUUUUGUUUUAUUAAACAUAAUUAUGUUUUUUUUAUCACUAAUGUCAUUGCCAUAGAAUAUGGUAAUUUUCUCAGAAUUUUUUCUUUCGUGCAUGAACUUAUACAAAAAAUAAAAAUGUCAGCCUUAAAAAUCUGCAUUAGAGUUUUCUUGGUUUUAAGAGAAUUUUUAUUGUAAGUUAGUGCAAUUAUUUUCUGUUACAGCCUAGAUGUUUGUAUAACUUGAAACCUUGCGAACAAAUUUAGUAUUGAUUUACAUUUUUAGUAUUGAAGUAUUGAUUUGAAUGCAUCAAAUGCACAUUUGUUGUUCAAAAUGUAUGAUAUGUUUCAUGACCUAUCUUAUGCGUUUUAAGUUUUAUAACAUAUCAUUGACUUUGUUGUCUGUGCCACAUUAAUGUAAUGCAUUCUUAAUUUGUAAUUAUAUACAUAUAUAAGGACAUAUUAAGCAUGCAUUAAGCAUUUAUAAGUACAUAUUAUGUACAAUUAAACUCAUAUUAAGCCUCAUAAUUUGUUCAGUGUUCUGAAUAUACAAAUUUGCCAGAGGUUUGAAUAUGCAAAUACUAUUAUUAUUACACUGUGUGUUAGAAAAUUUCCUUUAACGAGUUAAUUAGUGUUUUUAAAAUUAUUUUAAAGAAUAAAUCUUCAAAAUGACUGUUGAUGUUUUAUUUUUGUUGUUCAUAUUAAAUUCAAGCGCAGUUUCUGAAAAAGUAUAAGAUAACAGUUCAAAAACUGUUUUCGUCAAUUUAUCGCAGCUUCGUGGAAUGAUUUUGUCUCACUGAAGGUGUAAUAAAAUACUCAGUGUCUUCAAAGUUUUGAGGGAGAAAGUAGAGAGUCUUGUCUCAAAAAUUAAGAAAUAUCAGUAUAUUGAGCUGAAAUACACAAAGCACUGUUUUCAUUUCUCAGUUGUGAUGAAAUCUGAAAUCUUGUAUGCUGCACAGAUAUAUGCUGCUCAUUUCUUGUAUGCUGCAUUUGUACCACAUUAUUCAAAAUACUUGUUAUAUUCAUCUCAGUCAUUUUGGACCCUUAUUUUACAUAAAUGUGCAAUUUUUUUCUAAAAAGGUAAAAAAUCUUGCAUCACAUCUGACAGAAAUGUUUAGUCUAUCAGAAGUGUCCUCCAAUAAUUUCGGAAAUAAUCAACUUGAUUUGCGGAGAAAAUAAACACGGAAUUGAUUUAAAUUCAAAUUAUUUCUUCGGAGUGAAUAAGGAAUUGACUUCCUUUUAAACCUUCGAGUGCAUAGCAUUUUAUUACACUGUACAUUUAAGUGUUUUUAAAAUCUUGGAUUCGAGGUUUUGCUCAGCAAUACAGCAAAGUAUUUAAUAAAAUUAAUACAGUAAUUAAGUACUUUGCCAUUAUUUACUCUAAUAUAACAUUCAUGUCGAUUCUGGGUGAAAAUUUCUUCAUGCAGACCUAAAAGGACUAUUUUAUUUCGUACGUUAUUAUUCUUGGUGUUCACAAGUUUUCGUAAAAUGCUUGAACCUCUUUUUAUUUGUUCUUUUAAAUUCUUUUUUUUCUUAUAACGAAGAAAAUUCUCAAAAAUUCCAAAAUUUUGUGGGGCUGAUAGUUUUUCAAAAUUUAUUAUAGAUAUCGGUAUAUUGGGUUAAAACACAUAAAAAAAAUGAGAUCAAAAGCUUUUAGCAUGCAUUCAUUACUUCAAUCGAGGUUACUUUUGUAAAAAGUAAACAAGUUAACAGUUAUCCUGACAAGACAGCCUAGAAACUUUUUUUUUGCAUUUGAUAGCCAAAAUUUUUUAAAUAAAACAAAAUAAUGUAACAAAAGGAUGGUGAUGACUACUAAGUUUUCGAAAAUACAUGAUAAGCUUAAAAACAGUGCGGUAGGGUCAGAUCUUUGAAAAUUAAUUAUUAACAUAUUUUAACUGCAUAUUUUAUUAACAUGUUUUAACUGCGUCACCACAUCCUGCUAGCAUAUUUCAAAAAUAAUUUUACUCCUUAAACCGCAUAAACAAAUACAGAAAAUAAUUUCUUUAUUUUUUUUACAAAACCUCGUAAAUGUUGUUUUCAAUAGUUAUCUAACAGAUCUUUUUUUUUUUUAAUGGAAUAUCUGAUAUUCACCAUCACGCAGAAUCCAUUCAUAGAAAAAUGGAGUGAAGUUAUUGUAAACAUUUUGAAUGUUUAUACUGAUUAAUGAUUACAUUCUGUAGAAUUAGAACAAAUAGAUCGAUUUGUGAUACAUGUAAGGUCAAAGGCGUAAUGUAUUAUGUAGUGUAGAUUUGCGAUUGUGUAGGUAUAGUUUAAGCUUACUGAAGUUUUUUUAGAAAAAGAAAAAGAUGAAGCUUUGCCCCCGAGAGUUGGAAUCGUUGCUGAUUCAUUAUGCUGGUUACAUUGCCCAAAAGAGACUGGCUAGAGGUUGUAAGCUAAACCAUCCUGAAGCCGUUGCACUCAUUUCAAGCCAGAUACAAGAAUAUGCAAGGAAUGGAGAAACAGUGUCAGAUCUCAUGGAGAAGGGGCGUCAUAUACUAGGAAGAAAACAGUUGAUGGAUGGAGUUGGUGACAUGAUAUCUGACAUACAAGUUGAAGCCACUUUUCCAGAUGGAACGAAAAUGGUAGCUGUCUCCCAUCCCAUAUGCAGUGAUAACGGAAAUAUAGAAGAAGCGCUAUAUGGCAGUUUUCUACCUGUACCUGAUUUAAGUGUCUUUCAAAAUGAGGAUAUUGAAUCUGGAAAUGGAGUGCUAAUGAAAAGCCCACCUGGUUGCUUUUAUCCCAAAAAGGGGGAGGAAAAAAUUCAAAUCAACAAGAACCGAAGGAGGAUCACACUGAAAGUGACUAGCAUCUGCGAUAGACCGAUUCAAGUUGGGAGCCAUUAUCAUUUUAUAGAGACCAACAAACGCCUAAUUUUUGACAGAGAAAAAUCCUACGGAAUGAGACUGGAUAUUCCAGCUGGAUGUUCGGUGAGAUUCGAACCAGGAGAAGCAAAAAACGUUACUUUAGUGGAAAUAGGGGGUGCUAAAAUUAUUACUGGUGGCAAUAAUCUUUGCAAUGGUCCUAUGAAUGAACGAUUCUUACCAACUAUUAUGCAGAAAGUUAUAACACUUGGUUUCGGACACAAAAUUCAGCCCACCUGCGUAACUUCUCUUAUGAGUCCAUGCCAAAUUACAAGAUUUUCCUACAUGAGUAAUUAUGGUCCAACUACUGGAGACAAGGUUCGUCUAGGUGACAUGAAUCUUAUUGUUGAGAUUGAAAAAGAUUUCACCUUUUAUGGAGACGAGUUGAAAUUUGGAGGUGGUAAGGUUAUUCGAGAAGGAAUGGGACAAGCAUCAUUGAGAAGUAGUCAUGAAGUUUUAGACACUGUCAUAACAAAUUGCUUAAUUAUUGAUGCUAUCCAAGGAAUCAUCAAAGCUGAUAUUGGAAUUAAGGAUGGAUUGAUCAGAGGCAUUGGAAAAGCAGGAAAUCCCGAUGUCAUGGAUGGUGUUCAUGCUAACAUGGUGGUAGGAGUAUCAACGGAAGUAAUUGCUGGUGAAGGUUCAAUUCUGACUGCUGGAGCAAUUGAUACCCAUGUUCAUUUCAUCUGUCCUCAAUUAAUUGAAGAUGCCAUUGCAUCUGGUAUUACUACGCUAGUUGGAGGUGGAACAGGACCUGCUACUGGUACCCGAGCUACAACAUGCAGUCCAGGACCAUAUCAUAUAAGAUUUAUUAUUGAAGCAACUGAUGAAUAUCCUUUGAAUUUUGGGUUCACUGGUAAAGGAAACACAUCUGAUGUAGAUAAUUUAUCUUACGGACUUGUAGAGCAAAUUGAAGCUGGAGCUAUUGGAUUGAAACUUCAUGAAGACUGGGGAACGACUAUAGCAGCAAUUGAUUGUAGUUUAAAUGUCGCUGAAAGUUUAGACGUUCAAAUUCUGAUCCAUGGAGAUACCUUAAAUGAGUCUUCUUGCGUUGAAGAAACUAUAGAAACCUUUGGAGGCAGGACAAUUCAUGUCUAUCAUACGGAAGGUGCCGGAGGUGGUCACGCACCGGACAUUAUUAGAGUCUGCAGUGAGCCAAAUGUAAUUCCUUCAUCCACAAAUCCGAGCAGACCUUUUACGAUAAACACAAUUGAUGAAACUCUCGACAUGCUUCUUGUUUGUCACCAUUUGGACAAAAAUAUUAAAGAAGAUUUGGCAUUCACUCAGUCAAGAAUUCGUGCUGAAACAAUGGUAGCCGAGGAUGUUUUACAUGAUUUAGGAGCUAUAAGCAUCAUGUCAUCUGAUUCACAGGCUGUGGGUAGAGUUGCUGAGGUAGUUUGUCGAACAUGGCAAACAGCUGAUAAAAUGAAGAAUAUAAGAGGUCCUCUACCAGAAGAUUCUAGCGAAAACGAUAAUUUCAGAGUGAAAAGAUAUAUAGCUAAAUAUACAAUAAAUCCAGCCAUAGCACAAGGAUUCUCGCACGUUACUGGGUCGGUUGAAGUUGGAAAAAUGGCUGAUCUCGUCUUAUGGAAUCCAGCAUUUUUCGGGGCAAAACCUGAUAUGAUUAUUAAAGGCGGGGACAUUGCUUGGACUGAUAUGGGAAUGCCAAAUGGUUCCAUACCAACAGUUGAGCCCGUAAUGCAAAGAAAAAUGUAUGGAGCCUGUGGAACUGCUACUAGAAGAAAUUCAUGCGUAUUUGUUUCUAAGGUGUCUAUGGAUAAAAAUAUAGUUCAAAAAUACAACAUAGGAAAAAGAGUUAUUGCUGUUGAAAAGUGCAGAAAUAUAGGAAAGAAAAAUAUGGUUUUGAAUGAUGCUUUACCAAAGUUGAAAGUUGAUCCAGAAACUUAUAAAGUGUAUGCAGCUGAGAUGGUUGACGGUAAAGAAACAUGGACGCAUUUGACUUGCGAACCAUCAGAAGUGUUGCCACUAGCACAGAAAUAUUUUUUAUUCUAAAUUAGACGUUCUUAUUAGAAAUAAAAUAUUAUUAAUACAUUAUCAGGAUGUAAAAACGUUAUUACUAUAUUUUGAUUGUGUGUUUUUCAACAAAUUUAAACUUUUAUUUAUAUACUGAGAAUUUGGCUCAAAAUAAGUUCAAACGAUAGUCAGAUAUCUUCAUAGAGGCAAAAGAACGAGGUCAUCUUGCCAAUUGAAUUUGAGGUAAUUUUUCAGGUGCUUUGAAAAGGACGAAAGCUUAAUUAUAUUCAAUAUUUAUAUUUUAAAGGCAAUUUUUAUGAUCAUUUGAGUGAUAUUUUUGGCACAAGAUAGGAAAUAUUUAUGAAUAACUUUGAUUUCCUUUUAAAGUUUAUAUAUUUUGGCUGGAAUGUUGAAAAAAUACUGUUAUUGAGAAGGAAUCUAAAGUUUAACAUUAAUCGAAUACUAAUUAACGAAUUUCAUUUAGAAUAGAAUACUAAAAAAAGGUAUUAAGAAUAUUAAAAAAUACUGAUUACAGUAGAAUAAAAAAAUUGCCGUUAAAGUUAUUAUAUUACAGUUUUUUUAUAUAGUAUACUUAAGUGCCAAUUAUUCCGCUUUUAGUAUCAGUUUUCUUUUAAGAACUAUUGUAUUAUUAUUUAGUUAAUAGCAGUUACCUAACCUGCAGCAAUCAUUUAUUACUUGUAAAUCUAGUUAAUAUGCAUUUUUCACAAAUUUUAAAAAAUUCAAUUUGUUUUAUGUUGAAAUGGAUCUAAAUAUAAUUUAUUUGUUUGAUGUAAGUAAUUAAAAAUGUAACUUUGUUUUGCGCAAAUUAAUAAUUUAAAUUAAUCAUUUUUAAGUAGUAUAUAAAAAUAUAAGACAUAAUUUAAAUAUCCUCUUGUUAACGUUAUUGCGAAGCCAAUAAUAUACGAAAACAUUUCUUAUGUUUUGUAAACCUGUCUUUUAUAUCAUCGCUCAAUUAAGUAUAAGUAUUGAUUAAACAUCAAAUGCUAUGCAGUUCUGAAUAAGUACCACCAGUCAAAACUACUUAUUUUGCAUUAUUUAGUUUUUAAAAGUCUUCCAUAUUAGGUUAUUUUGUUUAAAAAUUAAAAUGCUAUUCUGAAUUAAUGCAGUUUUGAAUAAGUAACACCAGUCAAAACUACUUAUCUUGUGAAUUUGUAUAAAUUGAAUUAAACUGUUAAAUAUCUUAUGUCAUGCAUCAUACAUUCAUUUUUAAGCAAUUCUGCAUUAAUAACUUCAGUUAAAAGUAUAAACUGAAGAUUUAAAUGUUUUGUAUAAUGAAAAGAGAAGGAUAUCUAUCACAAUUAGAACAUUCAGUUUGUAAUCAACCUUCUCCCAGUAAUGAGUUUGUAAUAGUAUUUUGCAUAUUUUAUGUUAUGGAAUCAGCAAAUAGGAUAAUAUUGAAAAAUCCUGCGCAAAUAGUUUUUGUUUCAUAUGCAAAGGAAAAUGCUUUUAAUAUUUUAAAAUACAAUGCUA